Messenger RNA from Diaporthe amygdali, 1752 nucleotides. Its product is annotated as glycoside hydrolase family 17 protein. Gene Ontology annotation, molecular function: glucan endo-1,3-beta-D-glucosidase activity; 1,3-beta-glucanosyltransferase activity. Gene Ontology annotation, cellular component: fungal-type cell wall; cell surface; extracellular region. The coding region runs from base 1 to 1752 and encodes 583 amino acids. Gene Ontology annotation, biological process: cell wall organization. The record is from RefSeq and is a predicted model, not a curated record. The transcript is spliced from 5 exons. Lineage: Eukaryota; Fungi; Ascomycota; Sordariomycetes; Diaporthales; Diaporthaceae.
AUGAAGUCCUCAUCACUUGUGGCCGCGGCCCUCCUCGGAGGUGCCAAUGCCCAUGCCCACCGCCGUGCGCACGACCUCUUUAACAAGAGGUCCAACGACACCGAAGUCUGCGUUCCCGGCUGCACUACUUACUACACGACCAUCACUGGAAGUGACUUCAUCUGGCAGCCAACUCCCAAUGCCCCGGCUAAGACCACCAGCAGCGAGGUCAUCACGCCUUCCGCGGCCGUGCCUGUGACCACGUCUGCCGCCCCGGCGGCUUCGACCCCGGCUGUGAUUCCCACACCCAUUGCCCAGACGGUCCCUACGCCAGGAACGUACACAUUCCCGGCCACAACCAUGACCGUGACUGAGACAACCUCUACCGUGGUUCCAUCCACGGUCGAGGUCCCCCCGGGAACCCACACGCUCGGAGGUGUGACUACCAUCGUGGAGACUGCCACAACUGUGGUCUGCCCCUACGCUACUGUCUCGACCCAGAGCGGAGGAGUCGUUACCAGUCUGAUCCAGACCACUACCUAUGUCUGCCCAUCCGCUGGCACUUACACCAUUGCUCCUACGACUGUCACUGUCACUGCUCCCACCGAGACUGUGACCGUCCCUGUGGUGACGACCUUCCUCCCCGGUACUUACACCGCCCCGGCUGUCACGACCGAGGUCACCACUCAGACCGUCAUCUACUGCCCCUUCGAGAGCGCCGAGACCCCAGCUGCGACGACCUCCAGCGCCGCCGCCGUCAUUCCUCCUGUCUCCAGCAUCAUCCCUGCCGUGUCCAGCGCCGUCAUUCCUCCUGUGUCCAGCAUCCUUUCUGCUGUCUCCAGCGCCGUUAUUCCUCCUGUGUCCAGCAUCAUCCCCGUGGCGUCCUCGGCUUCGUCCACUUCUUCCUCGGCGACUGCUUCCUCCACGUCCACUGGAUCUCUCGGUGGCGGUGAGGGCCUGUGGGCUAUGACCUACACGCCUUACGACUCUGACAGUGGCGACUGCAAGACAUCGGAUGUCAUCGACACCGACGUUUCCUCCAUCGCGGCUGCCGGCUUCAAGACACUCCGUGUGUACUCCACCGACUGCGACACUCUGCCAAUGGUGGGAUCCGCCGUUUCCAAGUACGGCCUGAAGAUGAUCACCGGUAUCUUCAUCAGCGAGUACGGUUGCGCCAACGGCACCCCCGACGUCGAUACCCAGAUCUCUGCUCUCAAGGAGUGGGGCCAGUGGGACCUCGUCGAGCUCAUGGCUGUCGGAAACGAGGCCCUGUACAACGGCUACUGCACUGCUCAGCAGCUGGUCGACCUCAUUAACCACGUCAAGAGUGAGAUUCCGGACUACACUGGUCCUUACACGACCACCGAUAUCGUUGGCGCUUGGGAGCAGGAGGACGUUCAGUCCCUCGUGUGCGACGCCAUCGAUGUCGUUGCCGCCAACGUCCACUCCUACUUCAACGCUGAUGUCCUGCCCGUCGACGCCGGUGAGUUCGUCAAGGGCCAGAUCGAGAUUGUCGAGAAGGCCUGCGGUGGCAAGCCCGGUUACGUUCUGGAGUGCGGUUACCCGACGCAGGGCAACACCAACGGUGUCAACGUGCCCUCCGUGGCCAACCAGCAGAUCGCCAUCGCCAGCAUCAAGGAGACGCUCGGCGACAAGGUCGUCUUCUUCUCCAUGUUCGACGACAACUGGAAGGACGAUGGCGCCUGCGGCUGUGAGAAGCACUGGGGCGUUGGUACGCUCUUUGGAGCUCUUGGCCUGGGUGACAACGAGUAA